UCAGCUGCCCCACCGUGCUGCCUCCCCGCACACAACAUUCCUUUCCCCCUUUGUUCACCGAGCUCGCUUCUCCAGCUGUGAUCCAGCAAGGAUUCUCAUGAUGUGGUUCUGACAGAAAGAGAGAAGAAACCUCCCUUGACACGCCGUCAUCCCGCUGAGAUAACCUCAUUGGAAAAACACGGACAUCUAGGCUAAUUGCGGCCGUCUCGCUCAUCCUCGCUGUCAAGCAUCUGAAUCGGAAGGUCAAGACUAUCAUAAGCAUAGAAUCCAUUUCUAUGUGCAAAAAGGAAGAGCCCCCCCCGAGUCCGCUGGACAUCACUUGGUUGAGCUUUCCCGAGGCGGCCACGAGAAUGACUUUCCUCGCUGCACUUACCGGCAGACGCUGACGGGAAAAUCAAUAGGAGCAGGAACCACAUGACCGGGGGUCGGUGUCCGAGCAAAGCCAAGAUAAACGGGAAGACGGUGAUCAUAACUGGGGCCAACACGGGCAUCGGCAAAGAGACGGCACGGGAACUGGCCCGGAGAGGGGGUCGGAUUAUUAUGGGAUGUCGAGACAUGGAGAAAUGCGAGGCAGCCGCGAAAGAAAUCCGGGGCGACACCCUGAAUCCUCAUGUUUACGCCUGCCGGCUCGACUUGGCCUCCGCGAAAUCCGUACGAGAGUUCGCCGAGAACAUCAAAAAGAAGGAGCAGCGUGUGGAUGUGUUAAUAAACAAUGCGGGGGUCAUGAGGUGUCCUGCUUGGAAAACAGAGGACGGUUUCGACAUGCAAUUUGGAGUUAAUCACUUAGGCCACUUCUUAUUGACCAAUCUCCUCCUGGACAGGUUAAAAGAAUCCGCCCCCAGCCGAGUGAUCAACUUGGCCUCGCUCGCCCACCUCGUGGGAAAGAUGGACUUUGAGGACCUGAACUGGGAGAGGAGAAAGUUUAAUACCAAGCAGGCGUACUGUCAGAGCAAGCUUGCCAAUGUUCUCUUCACCAGAGAGCUGGCCAAGCGCUUGCAAGGUACGGGCGUCACCGCGAAUGCCGUCCACCCCGGAGUCGUUUCCUCGGAGCUCGGCAGGCACACCGGCCUGCACCAGUCGCAGUUCUCCACCACGGUCCUCAGUCCCUUAUUCUCCCUGCUGGUGAAGAACCCAGAACUGGGGGCCCAGCCCAGCAUCUACCUGGCAGUAGCCGAGGAGCUGGACGGGGUGACGGGCCGCUACUACGACGUGUUGACAGAAAAGGAGCCAGCACCCCAGGCCAUGGAUGAGGAGGCAGCUCGCAGGCUAUGGGAGAUCAGCAGCAGGCUGGUGGGUCUGGAGGAGGACGAAGGACAUUCCGGCGAGUCCGGCCAGGACAAUCUGCCGGCGCAGAGUCGGCAGACGCACGGACGCAACCCGGGAGCAGUAGUUGGACCUGUGGGGUUGUAGUACGUCUACGCUUUGGGCCUUGGCUCGGCAGAGACAGCGGACUCUUGGGGUGCCUUGACCACGCUUGUACCUCAAAUCAUGUUUUACCCUUGGAAUGAAUACAAAUACCCAUAAGUUGUUCCAGCCAACCCAAAAUACACCAACGGCAAAUUUUGCUCAUGGGUUUUUAAAAAAGAAAAACAGCACUGCAGCAUUUUACUUUAAAAAUAACCCAUACAGUCAAAUGACUGAAUGAACGUAAAGAAUUGUGCAUCAUGAUUUCAUGCUUGAUUUCAUGGUAUUGUUGUUUCUGGUGUGCGUGCUUUGACCACCAGGGGGCAGUAUAGUACAAACACUGUGCAUUUCAUCACAAAAGAAGACCCCUGCAACUAAACUGCCAUAUGAGCCCACGUUUAAUUGCUCCUAAUGUACUUUUGUACUCUUUCUAUUAUGCACUGAGUUGCCACAAGAUGGCACCAAAACUUCAAAUAAUAGGGAAGUAGUAAUUGGCGCCACGAUGUUGAAGUGUGACAUCUUCACUAUUUUAAGAUCUUUGCUUAAAUCAAAACAUCUGUAAGCUAUUUACUUGUAAUUAAUAUAAGAUGUUUAAAUUAUAUCAAAGAGUUUUUGGGAUCAUAAUUUGUGGUAUAUUUAUGAUUUAAACGGGUUAUAAACAUUUAGGGGUGUGGUGUCAAUUUCUAAUUUUUUCCAGGCAGUUUGGUCAAUGCUCAUUAUUGUCGAUAUCUUUGUUUUCGCACGCCUUUAUGUUCUUAUACUUCCCUUAAGCAAAUUUUCUUUAAAAAAAUAAAAUCACAUCAGUACAUGUGCAUGAGCGGCCACACUGGUGGAAUUAAAUUAUCCACACUGGCGCUUGCAAAAUAUCUGCAGGGUAGACAGGGUCUUUGUAUCCAAAAUCUCCAGAAAUUUUUACGUUAUAAUUGCUCAUUUUCGAGGGAACAUUACUUUGAGCAAAAGUACACAAUAAUGUUGUUUGCCAUGGUUACUGAGGGGAGUGGUUCUCAAACUGCAAUCUCUGGGCCCCCUGGGGUUUGUGAGCUGUAUCUUGGGGAUCCAGAACAUAAUUUGCAAUAAAUUAUAAUGUUUUAAAAAGUCCACCUCCAGGUCCCGGCGUGCCGAUAAAACAAAUACUGCACAAGCAUGUAGAUAAGACAUGUUACAGGAUUAAGGAGUCAUUACUUUUUCAGAACAGUCCCACUUUUUGGAGAAUACUGAAACAUUUUUCCAACUAAAAUGUGUAAUAUUACGACAAUUGUAUAUAGCAAUUUUAUUAUGAAGUUUUUUUUCAAUUAACUCAGUUUAAUCACGUGAUUUUACAUUUUCAUCACAACAAAAUACACCUUUUUUUUUGAAUACAUGAGUUUGUUCUCAUAUGACAUUUUUUUUCUUUGAAAUGAAUUUGUUAUCAUAACCCUAUAUAUUUUGUUUCUAAACUAUGGAACUUUUUAAUUCCUGUAUGGUAUUCAGGGGUUCUUCUGGUAGUCAUGUUCACAUUAGGACGAUGAAACAAUUUCCCCCUCACAAGGGACCCGAGAACGCUUUUGCAAACAAGUCUUGUAUGGCGACAUGUUGAGCAAUCGCGUCACCUAGUGGCUAUUUGCAAAUUAACCAAUACUCGUUAUAUGGUGGUUCAUCAUUCUACAAUAUUAUUAAACAAUUU
Syngnathoides biaculeatus (alligator pipefish) is the source of this 3067-nucleotide messenger RNA. RefSeq names its product retinol dehydrogenase 13-like. Lineage: Eukaryota; Metazoa; Chordata; Actinopteri; Syngnathiformes; Syngnathidae. The record is from RefSeq and is a predicted model, not a curated record. The transcript has 10 exons. Bases 415 to 1410 code for a protein of 331 amino acids.